This is a messenger RNA of Rotaria sordida, 713 nucleotides long. The record is from the annotation of a GenBank genome assembly. NCBI's taxonomy places the organism in Eukaryota, Metazoa, Rotifera, Eurotatoria, Philodinida, Philodinidae.
AUGACAAAUUUUAUAGUUAAACAUUUACGUACGCUUGCUAUUACAAGUGUUACAUUAACAUCAUCAUAUUACUUAUAUAAUCAUGAUCAUAAUCAAAUACGAAACCGUUUAUUUUCUUUAUUAAAAGUCGACGCUUCUGAAUAUGAACGAAGAAAUGCAAAAAUAGCAUCAAAUCGACAACGUUUUAUGGACCAAAAAUAUAAAAAAAUUGAUGAUGAUGAUGACGACGAUGAUGAUGAUGAUGACGAUGAUAAAAAUGAAUCAAAGAAAACUGAUGAAACUGCAUUAAAUAUACGUGAAAGACGUUUUCGAGAAUUUGCUUCUAUUGAAUAUAAUGAAGAAAUAUAUAUGACACCGGUGGAUUUUCUUGAAUCAGUUAUUGCAGAACGACCAAGACCUCGUAUUGGUCGUCGACAUUUAACCGAUGACAAAGUGCAAUCUAUUUUAUAUAGUACACCACCAAAACAUCGAGGAUCAAAAAGAUUUUUUCGCAAUCUUGAAGAAUCUGGUCUUAUUUCAUAUUCUGAAUAUUUAUUUCUAUGGGUGAUUUUAACAAAACCAUCUACACAAUUUCAAAUUGCAUUUAAUAUGUUUGACACAGAUGGUAAUCAAUUGGUUGAUAAACAUGAAUUUCUUGUCCUUGGCAAAGUAAUGAGUGAUAAACGUAUGUUACAUCGAGAAACAUUAAAACCAAGGUUAAAUGAAAACUUAAU